This is a messenger RNA of Zophobas morio, 926 nucleotides long. Its product is annotated as cell cycle checkpoint protein RAD1-like. Bases 20 to 838 code for a protein of 272 amino acids. Gene Ontology annotation, biological process: DNA repair; DNA damage checkpoint signaling. The record is from RefSeq and is a predicted model, not a curated record. NCBI's taxonomy places the organism in Eukaryota, Metazoa, Arthropoda, Insecta, Coleoptera, Tenebrionidae. The transcript has 12 exons. Gene Ontology annotation, cellular component: checkpoint clamp complex; nucleus.
UAGCCUUUCAGCGAGCGUCAUGCCUUUAUUCGUUGGCCAAGUGGAUAACGUUAAAAAAGUUUCUAACCCGCUUAGAUCCGUGCAUAUUAAAGAUAAAGCUGUUUUUAGCAUAACAGAAAGAGGUAUUAGAGUAGUUCUUGAGGAAUAUUCUUCCUUUCAAGCAAUUACCUUUUUGCAGGCUGAAAUUUUUGAUACCUAUGAAGUCUCCAAAUCUUUUGAAUUUGGCAUUUCUUUAAACACAUUACUAGAGUGUCUCAAUAUCUUUGGAACCUCCGGAAGUAUAAUUUCUGCUCCUGCUUUAAAAGUUUCUUAUGAAGGAUAUGGCUCCCCACUCGUAAUUUUACUUUCUGAGCACGGAAUAUGCACAGAUUGCUCUAUUCGUACUAUCGACGCCGAUUUUAUAACAGAUUUCGAUUUCUGCACUGAGGGAAUUAUUAAUAAAAUAAUUUUAAAGGCCGAAGCCAUGAGAGCCACUCUGGGAGAUCUCGAUUCAUCCAGCGAUAUUAUUGAAAUAAAAAUGUCUCCCGAACUGCCACAGUUUAGGCUUUCCACUUACGGCGCUGCUGGAAUUUAUCACAUUGACUACUCUAAGUACAGUGAAGCAGUGGAAAGCUGCCAGAAUACGCAAACGCGAGUGCAAAGAUACAAAUUUUCCUUUAUCAAUGCCACUCUUAAGGCUUUACACGUGGCCAGCAAAGUCAGCUUUCGUAUGAACAGAAGAGGUUUCCUUUCAAUUCAUUUUCUUUUAGAAAACGAUGGAAAGUUCAGUUUUGUGGAGUUUUUGUGUUGCCCAGAAGAUAUAGAAAACACAGCUGAUUCUGACCCUGCAUCCAACUAGUAUCUACUAUUCUAUUAGCUUAAACUUGAUACGGUAAUACGAGAAUGUGAAGGGGUUUGAGUGGCGGAAAUAGGAGGCUGCGAGGAGG